GUGGGGCCUCUUUAAGUACCGAGUCGCUUCCGGUAGCCUCGGCCUUACGGUGGGGUUUGCGUUCCCGGUGGUCGGCGUCCGUGCCUUGUGCUCGCCGCUAUGCCCGAGCCGGCAAAGUCCGCCCCCGCGGCCAAGAAGGGCUCGAAGAAGGCGGUCACCAAAGCCCAGAAGAAGGACGGCAAGAAGCGCAAGCGCAGCCGCAAGGAGAGUUACUCCAUCUACGUGUACAAGGUGCUCAAGCAGGUGCACCCCGACACCGGCAUCUCGUCCAAGGCCAUGGGCAUCAUGAACUCGUUCGUCAACGACAUCUUCGAGCGCAUCGCCGGCGAGGCCUCCCGCCUGGCGCAUUACAACAAGCGCUCGACCAUCACCUCCCGGGAGAUCCAGACGGCCGUGCGCCUGCUGCUGCCCGGCGAGCUGGCCAAGCACGCCGUGUCCGAGGGCACCAAGGCCGUCACCAAGUACACCAGCUCCAAGUGAGUCCCUGCCGGGACUCGGCGCUCGCACGGGUCGCCGGCCGCUUGACUCCAAAGGCUCUUUUCAGAGCCACCCACCUUCUCGGGGAAAGACGCUGUUCGCUUUCUCUGUUAUGGUUCCUAGUUUGCCUUUGGGGUUUUUCUUUUAGUACACUGAAUUCUUUUGUGAAGCACAAGUGACCGUUCCUUUUCCUUUUUUGUUAGAUGAUAGAGUAGUUCCUGUAUAGUUGGGUAGAAGAACGUAAUGGGAAAUGGUGUUAUUUGGCUUGUAGAGGACCUCCCUUGAAACUGGCUUUGGCUUUGCUGCGUAGAGUUGAACGUGUGCGUUGCUAAGUCGUUAACGUUGAGAAAUGCUGUGUUUGUUUCAUUAACUUAUUUAUGCCGGAUAAGGAAGUUGUCAGGUUAACAAAGGUACAACCAACUAUCUGGUUGGUGUUCCCAAUUGGUAAAACGGUGGUGGUACUUCAGUCUUUCCAUCAUGUGCUUUAGAGUUGUGAACUAAAAAGGAUAACUUUUAGUUUUGGUUCUGACAAAUUCAUUGACUCGGUAUCCCUGAUUCACGAGCACCUGCUCUUUUUUUUUUCAUUCAUGGAAAGAUUUAAGCGGAUUUUGAUACCUGGUAACCGUUAAUGCUGGUGCAAAUCCUCAAAAUUGCCUAAUAUAUGGUCGUGAUGAGAAUUAUUAGAAAAGCUUGUCCAAUUUGAAGGCUAUUUCCACAGAAUGGGUACAACAUAUGCGUAAUUUCUGAAGCAGGAGAGUGUAAAAUGCUAGCCGAGUAGAAAGCCCCAAUAUGGCUGGGAAAGUGAAAAGGAGUUAGAUUGGCUUGAGGGUUUGUUCUCGGUGUUUUGGGAACUCUUGGAUUGUUUUAGGCAAGGAUCUGCACACAUGACCUCAUUAGUAAUCGUUAACGAUUACUCUGGGCGCAUUGUAAAUGCCCCCUCUCUGUAAAGAGAGACUUCAUACUAUUCAUACUUUCCGAUCUGUAAUAAACUUCUGCCUGCUGCUCCUUA
Messenger RNA from Leopardus geoffroyi (Geoffroy's cat), 1486 nucleotides. RefSeq names its product histone H2B type 2-E-like. Lineage: Eukaryota; Metazoa; Chordata; Mammalia; Carnivora; Felidae. The record is from RefSeq and is a predicted model, not a curated record. Gene Ontology annotation, molecular function: structural constituent of chromatin; DNA binding; protein heterodimerization activity. Gene Ontology annotation, cellular component: nucleosome. The transcript has a single exon. The coding region runs from base 100 to 480 and encodes 126 amino acids.